Molecule: messenger RNA, 1058 nt
Organism: [Torrubiella] hemipterigena
Lineage: Eukaryota; Fungi; Ascomycota; Sordariomycetes; Hypocreales; Clavicipitaceae
Source: the annotation of a GenBank genome assembly
GCGCAAGGAGUACUAUAGGCAAAGCGUGAACGCCAUGCCCAAGCCCAAAUGUCAUAGGCAAAGCACGUGCCCUACUGUUACAUCUUGUCGCUCAAGGUACCACAACUGCCAUCUACUUCACCAUCUGCAAAUACACCGCCAACGAGAUGAACGCCUAUUUUGCAAGACAACUCAACAAACGUCGUUUGAUGUUCCCAAUAUCAACUCUUGAACAACAAGACCUUAAAAAACACGACCGGGGCUCUUUAUCUUGGCGAAGCAUCGAAAACCCUGUACUUCAGGAGUUCCCUAUCGAUACUAUACUGAAAUGGAAACAAAUAGUAGGAGCCGGAGUAGAUGGUUUUGUUUCUAUCAUUGAGCUAUACGGAGGUGAAAAACGUGUAGUAAAAGUGUAUUGGGAGCAGGACCAUCCAAAAGAUCUCACCUACUGGGCUUUCCAACGCGAAUAUCAAAAUGCCGCCAUUAUAUCCAUCAUCAAAGCUCAAGCUAGAACAGCUGAAGCAGAUGGACGGAAUAUUUUUCUCUACGACAGUCCAUGUAAUGAGGCUCAAGUCGAAGAAAACCUGCAUGCAUUCUUUCCCAAAGAACAACAGGGUUCAAUUCCACCUGAAUCAAGCAUAGUUCCUUUUGGACAUAUUGAAAAAUUACAGCAGAGUUAUGGCUGGCUGAAAAUAGAUGCACAAGAACUUGUCGAAAAAUGCAAGCGUAUGGGAUCAAUUCCAGGAUAUACCAAGUGUCGAAAGCUACAGCGUCAUCUCCUUAACUCGGGGGACUACUAUGGCAUCGUCUACGACUAUGUUGAGAAAGGGGAAAAUGAUUUUGAGCAGAUCACUCGGCAACAGAGCCUUUAUUUACGCCUCGGAUUCCUCUUCGAUGGGCGUUAUCUUGAGCAAAACUGGCGUGACAGCAUUCUUGUUGACCUAUCGGAUAUUGUGGCAUUUAACAAGCUGGAUUGGUCGAUAAAUAAUUACAGAGCUUGCCUUUAUAACUUUAGUACAACAAAGGUUAAAGUUUGAUUUAUAUCUGAAGCCAGCCAUACAUCUACACAUUAAGCCAGA